AUGCCUAAAGUAUUUUUACCUCAAAUACUAUGGCAUAGCAAGGAUAAUAAACGUUGUGAUCGUAUUUAUUCCAUACAUUUCCAACCCGUUACACAUUCAAGUAAUAACGCGCAAACCAUCACAGAAAACCCUAAAAAUAAUACUCACAACGAUACUCACUUACCUAAUAAUACAAGUAACAUAAAUCAUAAUAUCGACAAUAUAAACAACAAUACCAGUGGCGUACCUAAUGUUGAAAAUCAUGUAAAUAAUGACACCAACGCAACUAAUAACAAUGCAACUAGUAGUUCAGAAAAUAAUGUAAAUAAUACAACUGUUAAAACCAAUAGUACUGAUACAAGUAAUAACACGGAUAAUGUAAUAGUAUUAAGAUUAGCGACAGGAGGAGCGGAUGAGUUUGUUCACAUAUGGCAAAUAACUAUCCACGACGACGCUCCUCAGUAUACUCGUUACGUGAAGAGCGUCGAGGGCUCAGGCGAGAAGGCUGACUUUGAACAGCCUCUUUCCAUUAAGAUUUUAGCUCGUUUGGUAGGGCACAUUGGCGAGGUCAAUUCUGUCAGAUGGUCAAAUUCCGGCAAUAUUUUAGCUUCUGGCGGUGAAGAUCGUUGUAUAUUUCUAUGGAUGAAGAGUAACAAACCGAAUAACCUCAAUGAAGAUACGCAAUACGAUUAUGAAGAAUACUGGGCCAAAACGCAUUAUUUCAGUUAUAAAAUCAAUAAACUAGUACUGAUAAUAUUGUAUAGAUUAUCGAAUGUGGUGAAUACAAUAAGUUGGUGUCCUGAUGACAAAGUAUUAUCGGUAUCUACAGAGGACGGCCAUGUGUCUCUGGUUGACACUCAAAUUGAGGGUCCAGGCAAAAUUAGAUACUUUGACGGACACUCAAACUUCGCUCAAGGAGUCUCGAUCGAUCCGAAAAAUGAACUCUUAGCUUCCAUGGGAUCUGAUCAAUCACUAAGAGUGUGGAAAAGAAGAAAUCAAAAAGGAUGGAAGAAUGUAUUAGUACUUAAAGCUGCAAGAGAUCGAGGCGAUCUCAUCCCAGUGAGUGAAUUGGAGAAUAACUUGGAACUGAGGAAGUAUGGCCGCUAUGUGUUUAUGUCAGAAGAGUUGAAGACGUUCUUUAGAAGGCUUGAUUGGUCUCCUGAUGGUCGUCUUCUAGUAACUCCAGCAGGGAUCAGACAUGAACGUAACACUUUAGAAGAUAACCCCUCUGAAGGCCCACAAACCACUUCCUACACUUUGUACAUUUUCCACAGGAAGCUGUUAAAUUUUGGGAUUCCAAUGCUAACCCACCAGUCACCCACAGGACCCUUUGUGGUUGUGAAAUUCUGUCCAAUCAACUUCUCAAACAUUGAUAAGAAGAGACAAAACUUCUUCAACCUACUCAUGAACUCCGCAAAGAACAAGUUAAAGCCUAUUAAGAGAAAGUUGGAGAAGCAAGAAAAAUCCUCCGUGCUAAAUUUCACAAAAAUCGACUCUUUCUUCACUUUAAACAAUAAUACCACAAGUGCUGCAGCCGACAGUGCUGAUAACCCUGAUGAUACAACCAAUGUUGCUGAUACUGGGGAUAAUAUUGUGAAUGCGGAAGAGGUUGAGGAAAUAAUUUGUGAUAAUAGUCAGUCGACAAAUUCAACAGAACUUACAGAAUUAAUGCCCUACGACAACGACCCGGUUAACAACGAUGAUACGACUAAUAGUGUAAAUGAGUACGGUGAUGAAUUAAUGGAAUUAGAAAUUGGAGUGAAUACAAAUACCGAAGAUCAAGUGACUGGUGAAGGAAACCAGCUAAUGCAAAAUCACCAAUAUACUACUACUACUAAUGAUGAUGAUAUUGAUUACAAAAGUAACCUUGAGGAGUUUUCUUCAGAAAUUUUCAAUACUGAUAAUACUUGUGAAAAUACAGUUGAAAAUGGAGCCAAUGCUAAUACGGUUGACAAUAGAACCGAUGAUAAUACAGUUGAUGUAGUUGACCAUACAGAUGACAUAAUAGAUAAAAGAUAUAAUUUGAGAAAAGUAAGAAAGAGUAUAAUACCAAUUUAUAAUAAUGAAAUAGUAAAACCGAAACAUAAACUGGUUAAACAUAAAUCGAAUAAACAUAAACAUACAAAUAAAACAAAUGAAAGCAAUAAUUUGAAUGAGAAAAGUGGAAUGGAGCUGGAGGAGGAAUAUGAUACGGAUAUAGAAGAAGAAUUGAGUAUACCAAGAUAUGUAUUUGCAGCAGGGACAAUUGACGGAUCGCUGUGUUUUUAUGACACAAAUGAAAAGUCAGGACCAAUUGCAGUGCUAAAAAAUCUACACCUCUGCCCAAUCACAGAUAUCUCCUGGUCUCCAGACGGAUGCAUCUGCGCUACAUCUUCCUCAGACGAUGAUAUGGUAAAAAAUAAGAAAAAUGUGAUAGAAUCGGCACUUUCGAAAUUAAGAAACCAAAGAGAAGGAAAGGGGAACCUAAUCGAUGAAUACCAAGUGGAAGAUGAAAACGAUCAGAUUUAUGAAAUCAUAACCGAGGAAGAAUUUAACGAGAGGAACAGAAAAAGAAAACUUGAAGAUUUCAUCGAAGGACCAGGUAAUGGAUCACUACAACCAAUUCGUGCCACUAUUUUACACAUUCAUCAAGCUCUUUUACACAUUUAUUACUCUAGUUACAUAAUUUUCAUUCUUAUUUAUCGAUGGCAGAGAUAUAAACUAACUAAAAAAUUUUAG
Theileria annulata is the source of this 2697-nucleotide messenger RNA. RefSeq lists its product as uncharacterized. NCBI's taxonomy places the organism in Eukaryota, Apicomplexa, Aconoidasida, Piroplasmida, Theileriidae. Bases 1 to 2697 code for a protein of 898 amino acids. Gene Ontology annotation, biological process: nucleosome assembly; DNA replication-dependent chromatin assembly. The record is from RefSeq and is a predicted model, not a curated record. Gene Ontology annotation, cellular component: nucleus; CAF-1 complex. The transcript has 7 exons. Gene Ontology annotation, molecular function: protein binding.